Gymnodraco acuticeps is the source of this 2371-nucleotide messenger RNA. It is a transcript of the gene ptcd1, whose product is annotated as pentatricopeptide repeat domain 1. Gene Ontology annotation, biological process: tRNA 3'-end processing. NCBI's taxonomy places the organism in Eukaryota, Metazoa, Chordata, Actinopteri, Perciformes, Bathydraconidae. The record is from RefSeq and is a predicted model, not a curated record. Gene Ontology annotation, cellular component: mitochondrial matrix. Gene Ontology annotation, molecular function: tRNA binding; protein binding. Bases 1 to 2130 code for a protein of 709 amino acids. The transcript is spliced from 8 exons.
AUGUUAACAUCUGUCGUCUGCUCUUGCAUUCGAAACGGGAAAAGAGUCUCGGCCCGUUUAGCAAAGUUGUCCCCGUUUUUAACGGAAAGCAGCUCGACCCAGACCGUGAAUCUGAAGGGUGGACACCGGUCAUCAGGACUCCUCUCACCGGCUCCCUGGCACCUGCUAUCCGCCAGAUCGGUGUCCCUGUCAGCCGCUUCACAUGGAGCUACAAAGCCUCUGGACUCCCCUUUAGCUCCAGCCGAGGACGACCCCACGAAACGGGAGAAGUUCGGCGCCUUCUCCACCGACAUAUCCUCCAGGAGGUCGUUCAGGAAAACCAGCCCUGACCUGCAGGAUCUGAAGCAUCAAGAGGCGGAGGACUACCCGGAGGUGGGGAAACCCUACCCGAGGACCGCCAGGAGAAACACACCGUACUGGUACUUCUUAGAGUGCAAGAAGCUGAUCAAAGUAAACAAGCUGCAGGAGGCUAUAGAUCUUUUCAGCGGAGACAUGCUGAAGGGAGAGAGGCUGCAGCCGGAGGAAUUCAACUACACCAUCCUGAUCGGAGGCUGUGGGCGAGCUGGACAACUCAAGAGGGCCUUCAGACUCUACAAUGAUAUGAAGAAGCGAGGUCUGGUUCCUAAUGAUGCCACCUACACUGCACUGUUCAAUGCCUGCGCUGAGACGCCAUACAAAAAAAUGGGGCUCCAGCAAGCGUUGAUGUUGGAGCAAGAACUCCGUCGCAUAAACGUCCCCCUCAGCACCAUCACGUACCACGCGCUUCUCAAGACGCACGCCAUCUCAAACAACCUUCAAGCUUGUAUUCAAACAAUCAGGGAGAUGCUACAAAACGGCCAUGUUGUAACUCAGGAGACGUUUCACUACCUGCUGAUGGGAUGCUUGAAGGACAAAGAAACUGGAUUCAGACUGGCUUUACAGGUUUGGCGCCAGAUGCUGAGAUCAGGGCUUCUUCCGAAAACAUACAACUAUAACCUGCUGCUGCGAACUGCAAGGGAUUGUGGGAUUGGCGAUCCUGCCCAGACCUCUGCCGUGCUGCUGAAGCCCGACCAGGGGCACGAGGAGAAACGUUUGUCAAAGUUACAAUCCACAGAAAAGUUGCUCCUAAACAUUGACCUCCUGGAGAGGCAGCUGUGUUUCCAGCCUGAUGCUCGCAGUGACAGUCAGCAGGACGGCAGAGGCAGCGAAGAAGAGUCUAACAUAAAACAAGACUCAAGCCAUUUGGUGCCAGUCAGACAAAUAGAAAUGUCCCCACUGCCUGUGGACUUAGCAGCAGACUCUACACCCCCUAACCUACUGGACCUUUUUGAGGGUAAGAGGCUUGCUGUGGUCUCCCUCGGCACCGUAGCUGGAGCAGCAGAUAGGCUCGCCCUCAUCGGAGGAGCUAAAGGUUUCCUGGAGAAGAUGGAAGCUAAGAGCCUCAGUCCGGACCUGAAGACCCUGUCGCUGCUGGCCGACACCAUGGAGCCGGGAUAUGAGUCCCUGCAGAUGCUCCUGAGGGUCGCCAAGAAGCACAAAGUGAAGCUCGACGUUGCGUUCUUUAACUCUGUGAUUCGCAGAUCAGCCAGAACAGGUGACCUGGAGGAGGCGAAGGGUGUGUUAAGUGUGAUGCGACAGCGUAAUGUAAGUGUGGAUGUGCAGACCUUUGGGAGUCUAGCGUUGGGCUGUGAGCGACAGGAGGACGGGCUGCAGCUGCUGAAAGACAUGGAGGAAGCAGGGUUCAAACCUAAUGUCCAGGUGUUCUCUGCUCUGAUUGGCCGAGCAAGUCGGAGACUGGAUUACGUUUACCUCAAAACAUUGCUCAAAAGCAUGACAAGCAUGGGGGUGGCCCCUAAUAAAGUCAUCAUCAAACAGCUGGAGUUUGCCUCACAAUAUCCUCCCAACUAUAACCAGUACAAGUCCAGAAACAACUACCUGGUGCAUAUCGAGGGUUUCCGUGGUUUCUACCAGCAGUGGCUGAGAUUCAUGCCUGGUCAGAGCGCUGAGGAGGAGCUGCAGCCUGAGGCGGAGGAUGAGGAGCCUAACACAGACGCUGCAGAUGGACUGACGAAGAGCCAGAGUAAUCAGAAAGCAGCAGGCAGGAGAUAUGGCUCUCGUAACAAGGACAAGACGCACAGCGAUGCUCUGUAACAGCACUCUCUGAAAAUGUCUCUUCAUCUCCUCGGUGGGUUUGCCUUCAGCUGUGUAACCCUGGAUGGACUUCGGGUUAAUGUUGUAGCUCAUGGACCCAUUGUCAGUUGAUGUAAAGCAAAAGCGUUUUCCUCCAAAGUGUGAUGUUAUUGAAAUUUAUAUUGCAAUUUAAAUAAAUAGUUUGAGAAAUGUAGCAUUAUCUUGGUUGUGAAUUACAUUAUAUUAAAAUUGUUUAACAUUU